AUGACGCAGCGAAUCGCUUUUAUAUUUUCAAGUUUUGCUCUAAUAUUAUUGGGCUUGCGUAAUGUCCAAGCGGUGAUAGGCUUGAUGGAAGGCACAAAUACAAGAGAGCUCAUUGAGCAUGGUAUAAGGGAUAAUUUCCAUGAGAAAAUCCCGGAAUCUUUUGAAAAGGUCGGCGAGAAAUACUAUUAUUUCGAAAAUCGGGAGACUCAAAAUUGGUUUGGAGCUGCAGAAAAGUGUCGUCAGAUCGAUGGACAUCUAAUCAAUCUACAAAACAAAGGCGAACUGCUCAAUGUGGCCCCGAAGCUAAGUAGCUCCCAGGAGUACUGGACGGAUAUAAAUAAUCUCUUUAAAAGGAAUAUCUUCUUCUCGCUAACUACAGGCAGAGUGGCAAAUAUGCUCAACGAUCGUUCGGAUCACAAAGAAAAUAUGUGCGGUCUUAUUCAAUAUGAUCCAUCCAACUCCAAUUUUAAUUUAACCAAACACAAUUGCUUUAAAAAAAAGAACUUUAUUUGCGAGACAACACAACCGACCACAAUAUCCAUUUUAUUAUGGUGAUAUACCUUAUGAAGAAUGUAUACUUAAUCUAGAUCGUAUAUACUAAAUGGAGCACAAAGUAUAUGUGGCUAAAUAUAUGCAUGCCUAUGUGUUGGAAAUGCACUUAGCAAUAAUUAUAUUCCACUUAUGUGUUGGAUAUAUUUAAUAUAUAUGGACAUGAAUCAGGCUGUGUUUGAGUAACAAUAAAGAACCGCAGAGUUUUAAUUUAACAUUGUGGUAUGUGAGGCUUCAGAAGCGACUAAUGCUAGGCGGCUUAUAAAAUUAUUAUAGAGGAAUGUGUG
This is a messenger RNA of Drosophila arizonae, 836 nucleotides long. RefSeq names its product C-type lectin 37Db-like. Lineage: Eukaryota; Metazoa; Arthropoda; Insecta; Diptera; Drosophilidae. The record is from RefSeq and is a predicted model, not a curated record.